Messenger RNA from Candidozyma duobushaemuli, 2676 nucleotides. RefSeq names its product MCM DNA helicase complex subunit (gene CDC46). Gene Ontology annotation, biological process: DNA replication; DNA replication initiation; double-strand break repair via break-induced replication. Gene Ontology annotation, molecular function: single-stranded DNA helicase activity; ATP binding; single-stranded DNA binding. Gene Ontology annotation, cellular component: nucleus; MCM complex. The record is from RefSeq and is a predicted model, not a curated record. The coding region runs from base 1 to 2676 and encodes 891 amino acids. NCBI's taxonomy places the organism in Eukaryota, Fungi, Ascomycota, Pichiomycetes, Serinales, Metschnikowiaceae. The transcript is spliced from 4 exons.
AUGUCGUACCUGAGGGCAGAAAUUUACUCGGCUCAGGUCUUACCGGGCGAGCAGCCCGAGGAUAACUCGUUUAACGAAAUCACGAAAGCGUUCCGGUCUUUCAUUAUGGAGUUUCGCCUCAACAACUCCUUCAUCUACAGAGACCAAUUGAGAGAGAACUUGCUCAUCAACAACUUCUACCUCAAGGUUAACUCAGAACACUUGAUCGGAUUCAAUGAGGAGCUCAACAAAAAGCUUUCUGAUGAGCCCAGUGAAAUGGUGCCACUUUUCGAAAACGCCAUCACCGACAUCGCCAAGAGAAUCGCUUUCCUAUCCAACGACGAGGUCCCCCGUGAUUUCCCACACUGUCAGUUGAUCUUGUACUCGAACUCAUCCACCAUUUCCAUCAGAAACUUGGAUUCCGACCACAUCUCAAAGAUUGUGAGAGUAAGCGGUAUCAUCAUCUCGGCCUCAGUGCUCUCCUCCAGAGCCACCAACGUCCAAUUGGUUUGCCGUAACUGUAAGCAUACAUUGAAGAUCAAGGUUGGCUCUGGCUUCGGCCCAUUGAACCUCCCCUCAAAAUGUUUGGCUACUCACAACCACGACGAGUCCAUGUCGCAGCAAAAGUGUCCUCCUGACCCAUACGUCGUUGUGCAUGACAAUCUUGAAGUUGCAGGAGGCCCCGACGCUGUUCCCGUCGGUGAGAUGCCUCGUCAUAUUUUGGUCCAGGUUGAUCGUUACUUAACCAACCAAGUUGUGCCUGGUACGCGUGUUACCUUGGUCGGGACUUACUCCAUUUACCAGUCCAAACAAAGAUCUUCGGGCUCCUCCAACACAGUUGCCAUCAGAAAUCCGUAUUUGAAAGUAUUGGGAAUUCAAACUGACGUCGAUACUGCCGCCCAGGGUCUUUCCUUUACCGAGGAAGAAGAAGAGGAGUUCCUUCGUAUCUCUCGUUUACCAAACUUGUACGAGGUAUUCUCUCGUUCCAUUGCUCCCUCUAUUUAUGGAAACAACGAUAUUAAGAAGGCCAUUACUUGUUUGUUGAUGGGUGGUUCGAAGAAGAUCUUGCCUGAUGGCAUGAGAUUACGUGGUGACAUCAAUGUCUUGCUCCUAGGUGACCCUGGUACUGCGAAGUCUCAGUUAUUGAAAUUCGUCGAAAAGAUUUCUCCUAUUGCCGUCUACACUUCUGGUAAAGGUUCUUCUGCCGCUGGUUUGACGGCUUCGGUUCAAAGAGACAGUCAGACCAGAGACUUCUACUUGGAGGGUGGUGCCAUGGUUCUAGCAGAUGGUGGUGUCGUGUGUAUCGAUGAGUUUGACAAGAUGAGAGAUGAAGAUAGAGUCGCUAUUCACGAAGCCAUGGAACAGCAAACCAUCUCUAUCGCUAAAGCUGGUAUCACCACGGUGCUUAAUUCGAGAACGUCCGUUUUAGCCGCUGCAAACCCUAUUUUUGGUCGUUACGAUGACUUGAAAAGUCCCGGCGAAAACAUUGAUUUCCAAACUACAAUUCUUUCUCGUUUUGAUAUGAUCUUUAUUGUGAAGGAUGACCACAAUGAAUCCAGAGACAAGCUGAUUGCUCAGCACGUUAUGAAUGUUCACACUGGAAACAGCAACAACAACGACAACCAGGAGGGCGAGAUUCCUAUUGACACAAUGAAACGUUACAUUCAAUAUGUGAAGACAAAGUCGCUGGAGAAAUUGCUGUCGCAUUUCGUGGCCAUCAGACGUCGUUUGCAAGUCAAUGAAGCCGAUAUGAAUGAAAGAUCCUCAAUUCCAAUUACAGUUCGUCAAUUGGAGGCCAUCAUCCGUAUCACUGAAUCUUUAGCCAAGCUUACCUUGCUGCCAGUCGCCACACUGGACCAUGUCGAUGAGGCAAUCCGCUUGUUCACUGCAUCCACGAUGAACGCCGUGGAUCAGGGUAUUCAAAGCGGUAACUUAAUGGCUUCGGGCAAGUUUGCCGAGGAGAUCAAGAUCGUUGAGCACGAAUUGAGGAGAAGAUUGCCAAUUGGCUGGUCCACGGCUUACAGAACUCUUCGUAGAGAGAUUGUUGAUGCUGGAAGAGCUACGCCCGAAGCUUUGGACAAGGCUCUACAUAUUAUGGAGAGACACGAGGUGAUCCGUUUCCGUCACCAGAGACAGAAUAUCUUGCGUGUGGGUACAAACCCACGUGGUAUCCCCAAAGCACCUUUCAUUGAGAAGGUUGAAGCUGUUGUCACCGAUCCUUCCAACUAUGAGACGAUCUUCAGCGCUUUCUCUGAUAGAUUACAGCAAUACAAAUACAUGGAGCUUUCCAAGAAGCAGCAACUCGCAGACCUCAACAUAAAAAUUCCUGAUGCUGAGAAGAACCUACAAGUGAUUGACCUUCUCAAACAAAAGAAGGAAAAUGAAGAAGAAGACGACGACAAAGACAAUGCCAUCGAAACAAACUACGAAUUGGACAGCACGCUAUACACAAAAGCUACAAUUGAUGCCAAAAAUCUUAAUUCGGUGUACUUGUGGCUUGGUGCUGAAGUCAUGUUAGAAUACCCCUUGGAUGAGGCUGUUGAGCUCUUAAACUCUAGAUUGGAGAGUCACAAAAAACAGUUGCAGACAGUCGAGGAGGACCUUGAGUUUUUGAGAGAGAGUAUUACUACCAUGGAGGUGAAUACUUCUCGACUUUACAACUGGGACGUUAAGAGAAGGAGGGAGGAGAAGAAAUAG